Molecule: messenger RNA, 2069 nt
Organism: Aaosphaeria arxii CBS 175.79
Lineage: Eukaryota; Fungi; Ascomycota; Dothideomycetes; Pleosporales
Exons: 4
Coding region: 132-1661 (509 amino acids)
Cellular component (GO): Cdc73/Paf1 complex
Molecular function (GO): RNA polymerase II C-terminal domain phosphoserine binding; DNA binding
Source: RefSeq, a predicted model, not a curated record
CUCGACACUCAACCCCCUCUUUCACCUCUUCACGUCUCCACGGUCGCACGGCAGGCUCCUUUCGAUCAGUAUCAUAUCUCUAUCCUAACCAACCUCUCCUUGUUUCUAAAUUUCCGGUCGAGCGCUGCAACAUGUCUGAUCUUGACGACGAGCUCUUCGCCCUCGCUGGCGGUGACGAAGAUGUAGACGUUGAGGAAGGCGAGGCGUCCUCGGUCGCCGCCUCCUCGCCGAAUUCGCUCGGAUCCGAUGCCAUGGAUGAGUCCGACUCGGAACGCGAGGACGAUACGUCCGCCAAAGAAAUCUCUACGCUCUACCCGCUAGAGGGUAAGUUCAUCGACGCAAAGGAUCGAAGUCGCAUCCUCAGUCUCCCGGAGAUUGAGCGCGAGACGAUUCUCGGUCAGCGUCAGGAAGAGAUUUCAGGCCAUCAGUUCAGGGCCGAGUUGGCUCGCCGCGCAAAGGCAAGCGAAAAGACGAACGCUGCGAGCGACAAGAAGCGAAAGGCUUCCUCACUCGAACCCGAAGAUGCUCAACGUAAGAGUAGUCGCCAGAAAGUCAAGACCAGGACAAACGACAAUCUGGAGGCGUACAAACAGAAGCGAAAGGAACGCGACCAACAACUCCAACGUAUGGAUGAGCGUCGCAGCGGACGGAGGCACUCGAGCUCCCCUGAGCGAGGUGUCGAAUCCGAUCUAGACGCUGAAGGAGAGAGCGAGCCAGACUGGGAUGAGCAGGAGCGCGUCAAACAAGCAGCCCGCGACGAGCAGCCCGCACAGCUCAUGCACUUUGAGGCGGUUCGAGUUGGUAGAGGCUUCUUCUCGAAGGUAUGCUUCUACCCUGGCUUCGAGGAUGCUAUGGUUGGAACUUUCGCCCGUGUUGGCACCGGUCAAGAUGCCCAGAAGAGGACACUUUACAAGAUGGCGCAGAUCAAGGGCUUUAUAUCUGGCAAACCAUACGUAUUCGAAGGCAAGGAUGGCCAACGAUUGGCAACGGAUCAAUAUGUUGUCACCCAAUACGGCUCCACCAAGAAGGAGUACAAUUUCACUUUCCUUUCCAAUGGUCGCUUCACAGAGGCCGAUUUGGAUUCUUACAGACAGUCACUUCUCGAGUCCAACUCUCGAUUCCCCACAGAGAAAACCCUUAAGAGGAAGUUUGACGACAUCAAGAAGCUCGAGAACCGCUUCUGGACCGACGCUGAUAUUACCGACCGUAUCAAGAAACAGAAUAAAUUCUCGCAUAUCCUGUCUAGGGGUUCAGGAGACAAUCCGGCCCCAAGGAUUGCUACCCAGGCCGAGCUAGAGUCCCGCCGCAUCGCCGAAUUGAACAAGAAGAACCGGAUGCUCGAUUCGGAGCGUGUCCGCAAAGCACAGAUUGAGGAUUAUCAUCGGACACUCAAAGAGAAGAAGCAGCGUGAACGCGAGUGGCAGGCAAAGAAGGCCGCGGAGGAGGCUAAGAAGAGGGCUGAGGAAGAGAAGGCCAAGAAGAAGGCCGAAGCCGAUGACCUGUUCGAUGGCGACUCAAGGACCGGUACCCCACGCUCCGGUACACCAAAGCCCGGAGAGAAGAAAAAGGAACCCAAGAAGGGUCUACCCACAUUCCGUAAGCCUAAGAUGGACGACGACAUCAUUGCCUCGAUGGACAUCGGAAUUGAUAUUGAGAUCUAAUUGACAUCAUUCCACGACGACGGUCCAAUGGAGGGUGAACAAAAGGCACCAAUACCAUGCUUCGGUGUGGUUGCAUCAGACCGCUGCAGAGAGAACCAGCAGUCCUGAUCGCUUGUAUUUUUGGAAGUUUGCAUAGCAAGGAGUCGGGAUGGCAUUCGAUUUACAUGUUUAUGGCAAUUAUCAUUAUCUGGCCCCGUCUGGCUUGCAUUGCCAGGUCUUCUUUUAUCAUGGAAUCAUCAAGGUAACUUUUCGGAUUCGUCAUACUUCGGGUGAAUGGUUUCGGUUUCGGUAUCGUUCGUGGCAGGUUGUCCAAUCCAGAUUACCUACAAAGAAAGAAAGUCAUGACCAUGUUCAAUUGUCCCAUUGACGUUAAAAAUCAUACCAAAAAAUAAUAAUAUAAGAUACCCC